Molecule: messenger RNA, 1293 nt
Organism: Gymnogyps californianus (California condor)
Lineage: Eukaryota; Metazoa; Chordata; Aves; Accipitriformes; Cathartidae
Gene: KCNJ11
Product: potassium inwardly rectifying channel subfamily J member 11
Exons: 1
Coding region: 1-1203 (400 amino acids)
Biological process (GO): regulation of monoatomic ion transmembrane transport; potassium ion import across plasma membrane
Cellular component (GO): plasma membrane
Molecular function (GO): ATP-activated inward rectifier potassium channel activity
Source: RefSeq, a predicted model, not a curated record
AUGCUGUCGAGGAAGGGGAUCAUCCCCGAGGAGUACGUGCUGACCCGGCUGGCGGAGGAUGUGCCGGAUCAUGCCCGGUACCGCGCACGGGAGCGGCGGGCGCGUUUUGUGGGCAAGAACGGUGCCUGCAACGUGGCCCAUAAAAACAUCCGGGAGCAGGGACGCUUCCUCCAGGACGUCUUCACCACCCUGGUGGACCUCAAGUGGCCUCACACGCUGCUCAUCUUCACCAUGUCCUUCCUCUGCAGCUGGCUGCUCUUCGGCAUGGUCUGGUGGCUCAUCGCCUUCGCCCACGGGGACCUGGACCACAGCACCCGGCUGCAGCGUGACCCCGGAGAGGGGGCGGCAGGGGCCCCGGACGGCUUUGUGCCCUGCGUGACCAGCAUCCACUCCUUCACCUCCGCCUUCCUCUUCUCCAUUGAGGUGCAGGUGACAAUUGGCUUUGGGGGACGCAUGGUGACAGAGGAGUGCCCAGCCGCCAUCCUGGUGCUGAUUGUGCAGAACAUUGUGGGGCUGGUUAUCAACGCCAUCAUGCUGGGCUGCAUCUUCAUGAAGACCUCGCAGGCCCACCGCCGGGCCGAGACCCUCAUCUUCAGCAAGCACGCAGUCAUCGCCCUGCGGGAGGGCAAGCUCUGCUUCAUGCUGCGGGUAGGUGACCUCCGGAAAAGCAUGAUCAUCAGCGCCACCAUCCGCAUGCAGGUGGUGAAGAAGACCGCCAGCCUGGAGGGGGAGGUGGUGCCCCUCAACCAGAUCGACAUCCAGAUGGAGAACCCCGUGGGGGGCAACAGCAUCUUCCUUGUCUCCCCACUCAUCAUCUACCACGUGAUAGACAAGAACAGCCCCCUCUAUGACAUCUCCCCUCUGAACCUUCACCACCAUGAGGACCUGGAGAUCAUCGUCAUCUUGGAAGGGGUAGUGGAGACCACUGGCAUCACCACUCAAGCCAGAACCUCCUACCUGGCGGAUGAAAUCCUCUGGGGCCAGAGGUUUGUGCCCAUUGUGGCAGAGGAAGAUGGGCGAUACUCUGUGGACUACUCUAAAUUUGGCAACACGGUGAAAGUGCCCACCCCUUCGUGCACUGCUAGGCAGCUGGAGGAGGACAAGAGCAUUAUGGACACCAUGCCAUUGUCCCCUAAAGGCACAAUAAGGAAGAGGUCUGUCAAGCUAAAGCCCAAGUUUACCAUAUGCGAUGAGCCUUCCUGAUGCCUUUUGACUGGGAAACUCUGUUAGGGCUUUCUGUCUGAAAGAUCUCAUAAACUCAAAACACUGAGGUGGCCUCUUACUUUUUUUUAA